Schistocerca nitens (vagrant locust) is the source of this 1191-nucleotide messenger RNA. RefSeq names its product FMRFamide receptor. Gene Ontology annotation, biological process: G protein-coupled receptor signaling pathway. Gene Ontology annotation, cellular component: membrane. Bases 1 to 1191 code for a protein of 396 amino acids. Gene Ontology annotation, molecular function: G protein-coupled receptor activity. NCBI's taxonomy places the organism in Eukaryota, Metazoa, Arthropoda, Insecta, Orthoptera, Acrididae. The record is from RefSeq and is a predicted model, not a curated record. The transcript is spliced from 2 exons.
AUGAACGACAGCUCGUGCUCGCAGUCCAAUGCCAGCAGCACGGACGGACAGCUGCUCUUCGAGUUCGUGGCGUACGGCGUGCUGCUGAACCUGAUCGGUAUCUUCGGGAUCGUAGGCAACAUCAUCUCGAUGAUCAUACUAUCGCGGCCACAGAUGCGCUCGUCCAUCAACUACUUGCUGAUCGGGCUGGCGCGCUGCGACACCGUGCUGAUCGUGACGUCGGUGCUGCUGUUCGGGCUGCCGGCCAUCUACGGGUACACGGGGAUGCUGAUGGCGUACUUCUACUACGUGUACCCGCUCGUGGCGCCCAUCGUGUUCCCCGUGGCGCUGAUCGCGCAGACGGUGUCGGUCUACCUGACGCUGACGGUGACGCUGGAGCGCUUCGUGGCGGUGUGCCACCCGCUGCAGGCGCGCUCGCUCUGCACGUACGGCCGCGCGCGCCUCUACGUUCUGCUCAUCCUGGCACUCGCAACCGUCUACAACCUGCCGCGCUUCUGGGAGGUCACGCACGUCGAGGACUUCAGCCCCAUCACCAACUCCACCAUCUACACAGUGGCGCCCACCUCCCUGCGCGACAACCGCAUCUACAUCUCGGUCUACAUACACUGGCUCUACUUCAUCUUCCUCUACAUCCUGCCAUUCGCCUGCUUGGCCGUGCUGAACACCGCAAUAUACCGUCAGGUGAGGAAGGCCAACCAAGAACGGCAACGUCUGUCCCGGCUGCAGAAGAAGGAGAUUGGGCUCGCGACGAUGCUCCUGUGCGUCGUCAUCGUCUUCUUCCUCUGCAACAUCCUCGCUCUGGUAAACAACAUUCUGGAGGCAUUCUACUGCAUAAACAUCGACCAGCUAGUCAAAACGAGCAACCUGCUCAUCACCAUCAACUCGUCGGUGAACUUCGUGAUCUACGUAAUAUUCGGGGAGAAGUUCAAGCGUCUGUUCCUGAAGAUUUUCUGCUCGCACGGCCGGUGGCUGGGCCACGGGGGUCGCGACUCGCCGGACGGCACGCACGACGACAGCCUCGUGUCAAACGGCGACGGCCGCCACUACUCCAUCCGGCUGCAGCGCAGCGUCACCAGACACGCUAGCCGGCGACAGGGGCCACGCGCCCCGUCGCCUGGGCCCUGCGUCUAUUAUCCCAAGCGCACCCACGAGUGGGACGCCACCACCUCCACCACCGUCAACAAGCUGUGA